Peronospora matthiolae is the source of this 474-nucleotide messenger RNA. The record is from the annotation of a GenBank genome assembly. Lineage: Eukaryota; Oomycota; Peronosporomycetes; Peronosporales; Peronosporaceae.
AUGGCAACAUCGAGUACGCGUCGUGAACAUGUGGAACAUUACAUUGCCACGUUGGACGAUCGCGAUCUGGCCAAGCAGAUGACCCUACUACGAUUGGCCUAUGUCAAUGUGCUGGAUGAGACGUUGCGUGCAUGCAAAAGCAUUGAGAGUCGUCAGUCAGAGACGUCGACAGGAUCGAACAAGUUUUACCAGCGAGCGAAUGCCUCCCCAAAUCCUACGUCAUCCAAGACUGCUCGGGCGGUGAGGGCAAUCCGUGAGCGGAUCGAAAGUAGCGAAUCAGAAUUGGACUCGAUUGGAUCGGAUGAAGACAAGGAUCGCCGCCGAGUUUGUGUGACCACUACAUCUGGUCAAGAGAUAUCGGAUCAAGAUCAUCGUACCUGGCAGAAGAAUACUAGUGAAGAAGAUAGACGUGAUCGAGGUGGAAAAUCGAAGGCAUGCACCCACUGCGGAUCAACGCGACAUGAUGAUCAUUGA